Messenger RNA from Salvia splendens (bonfire salvia), 491 nucleotides. RefSeq names its product malate dehydrogenase, mitochondrial. NCBI's taxonomy places the organism in Eukaryota, Viridiplantae, Streptophyta, Magnoliopsida, Lamiales, Lamiaceae. The coding region runs from base 29 to 421 and encodes 130 amino acids. Gene Ontology annotation, molecular function: L-malate dehydrogenase (NAD+) activity. Gene Ontology annotation, cellular component: cytoplasm; mitochondrion. The transcript is spliced from 5 exons. The record is from RefSeq and is a predicted model, not a curated record. Gene Ontology annotation, biological process: malate metabolic process.
UCCAGCUGGUGUGCCGAGAAAGCCCGGCAUGACCCGUGAUGACCUCUUCAAGAUCAAUGCCGGCAUUGUCAAAUCACUUUGUGAGGCAAUUUCCAAAUAUUGCCCCAAUGCUCUUGUGAAUAUGAUAAGCAACCCCGUGAAUUCAACGGUACCAAUUGCUGCUGAAGUCUUCAAGAAGAAGGGAGUAUAUGAUGAGAGGAGACUCUUUGGUGUAACCACUCUUGAUGUUGUUAGAGCCAAAACGUUCUACGCUGGCAAGGCCAAUGUCAAUGUUGCUGAUGUUAAUAUACCUGUUAUUGGUGGCCAUGCUGGAAUUACUAUUCUCCCCUUGUUUUCACAAGUAUAUUUGCCGAUGCUUGCUUUAAAGGACUUAAUGGAGUCCCUGAUGUGGUGGAAUGUUCGUUUGUGCAAUCAACUGUGACAGAGCUACCUUUCUUUGCGUCAAAGGUGAGACUUGGGAAGAAUGGUGUGGAAGAAGUUUUGGGUGUGGG